AUGCAGUUGUUUAGAGCGCAGGCGCAAGUCAAUGACUUUGGUUUUGUUUUCAAUGGGAUUUUAACAUUAUCUAAGAAGGCCGAGAGUACCGAUUACAAACGCAUAUCACACACAUUUAACAUACGCUAUAGUAUACAAUGCAUUGGUGUGUUAAAGUUCAUCUCAAUCUCCGGACAAGUAUUGGUCGCAAACACUAGAUCUCAAGACUCGAGUCAUUCAUCCCUUCAUUGGAUUAGAGUGUGUUGGACACAAGUGGGAUCAGUUGUGGUGAUGUCAGAUCGUGGUCGCGGCGGCGGCCGGGGAUACAGUGGCGGAGGCGGUGGUGGUCAACGGGGCAGAGGUGGCGGCGGCGAUGGUAGCGGUUCCCGUCCUCCUCAGCGCCCGAACGUACCCAAUGUCCGUGAGUUAGCACAAGCGGUGUCCCAAUUGGCGAUCUGCGAAUCUGCACCGCGCGGUACCGCAGGCCGAGCGAUACAGUUAAUUGUCAAUCACUACCGGAUCACCGGUUGGGAACAGAUGUCGUGCCAUCUGUACGACAUAGACAUACGACUGCCCCGACGCGACGGCCACAGCUUUGUUCAGAUGACUGCCGGCCCCACCGGUGCGGCCGGUGGUCAGCCCGCGCGCCGACUCCGCAACGAGCGGAGGGCCGACAACACGCGAGUUGUGGCCAAAAUGGCCGACGAGUGGCCCCAAGCGUUCGCCGACCGUCUGUACGCUUUCGACGGCCAGAAAUUUCUAUACGCCGGACAACAGUUACCGGCGGUGUCCGCGACACCCACUAUGCGACGGGUUGUCAUACAAUUGGAUGGUUUCGCGGAGCAGACAUUUGAGGUGCGGAUUCUAUACGUCAAACGAGUAUUGAUGGCACCAUUGGUCGAGUACUUCGCGGGCCGUAAUCGGCCGCAUCCCGAGGACUUUCGCGAAGCCUUACAGGCGUUGGAAGUGGUGUUGCGAUAUAUGCCGGCACAGAGUCUGGUCCCGAUCUAUAGGAGUUUGUACGCCAUCGACGGUCGGAAAGCGGUAACCCGUGGCUCCCGGCCGACCAACGCUGAGAUAGCUUCUGGUCAUUACCAGUCCGUUCACGUGACCCAAACGGGAAUCACUUUAAACGCUGACCACACGGAAACACUGUUGGUCACCGACGGUCCACUGAUCACAUACAUAGAACGUGAGCUCAAUAUAACAAAUCUUCGCGGCUAUCGGUUUACUGAAGAGGACGGACAACGACUUAACCGGAAGAUUAAAGGCCUAAAGAUAUACACGAAUCACAUACCGAACCAAAAGCGCCGAUUCUUUAUCGACUCAAUGAUCGUCCAAAAAGUACACGAAUACCGGUUCGACGAAACCGAUGGCCAAUCCGUUACAGUGAAGGAGUACUUCCGGGCGAAGUACCCGAACACAGGAGAGCUGUUGCAAAACGUGGGCCUCAUUAAGACCCGGAACAACAAAUACCUGCCGGUAGACGUGUGUCACGUAUACCCCGAUCAGCCGAUGCCCCGCCGUAUAGUCACGCCUGAGAUGACACAACAGAUAGUGAAGAGCGCCUGUCAGGAGCCGAGCACUCGUUUCGGUAAAAUACAGCAAUCUAUCGAAGAGGUGGAAGCGGUGGGACGCGCUCUGAUGGCCAGUUUCGGCGUUAAUUUAGAGAUAAAUCCCAUUCAGCUGUCCGGACGUGUACUGCAGGCGCCCCGACUGGAGGGCAAUCUGCGGCACUUGAAAAGUGGCCGCCCAUUGAAGCGGUACGCGUUCAUCAACUACUCAGUGGACGGGCCGUUGAGGUCAACGACUAAAUUCGAAGAGUGUUUCGACCGGUUCUUCGCCCAAUUGGUCGCUAAGGCCCGGGAAAUGGGCAUCACUAUAGCCGACGGGCCGGUGGCCAAAGUGUCGCACAGAGCCACUGACCAAGUGAUAGCCGCAGAUAUUGCAGAGUUCAAGCAGUUGGACAUGAUAUUCAUCUGCAUUCCGUGGUCACCGAUAUACAAGACAAUCAAAUACUUGGCCGAUGUGCACGGCGUGCCCACACAGUGCGUACUCGACCAGCACUUUGUUAAGACACCUCCAGAGAUAUAUUUCGCUAAUCUAUUGAUGAAAGUGAACGCCAAGAAUGACGGCCAGAAUCAGGUGUUGGCUCAGCCGUGUCGGCCGUCCGCUACGCUGAAAAAGCGGGCCGUUAUGGUUGUGGGCGUCGAUGUGAUACAUCCGGGAACCGGUGGCGCGGGUGACGGACCCGUGUUCUCGUCCAUUGCCGCCUCAGUGGCCACUUUUGACGUCGAGUUUAGUAAAUAUCACGCGGCAGUUGAGGGACAGCCGCUGAACACCGAAAUCAUCGCCACUUAUGACCGGAUGUUUGUCCGACACUUGAAGAACUAUCGGGCGAAGAAUAGCAACGCUUUGCCGGAGAGUGUUAUACUGUUCCGCGACGGUGUGUCCGACGGACAGUUGGAUCAGGUGUUGGCCGAAGAGAUACGGCUGAUUGAGAAGGCGUUUGAUUCGGUCGCGAAGGGCUUCCGGUUUGCGUUAACGGUGUUUGUGGUGCAGAAGAGACAUCACACGAGAUUCAUGCCAUUGAAGGAAUCGUUUGAUGCCAGGGGUAAUGAGAUACGCAAUAUACCCGCGGGAACUGUUGUGGACCACACCAUUACACACCCCCUGCGCAACGAGUUUCAUCUGUGCUCACACAACGGGCGACUCGGUACGUCACGUCACGCCAAGUAUGUCUGUAUUCGCGAUGAUCACAAUCUGACUCGGGAUGAGUUGCAACAGAUCUCGUACCAUAUGUGUCACGCAUACUGCCGGUGCCCGACACCCAUCUCGAUACCGGUGCCCGUGGCGUACGCCGACCUGCUGUGCACUCGCGCCAGGAUUGUGAUCGAGGCCCAGAACCUGCCGUUCCAGCCAAGGGUUAGGGAUGAGUCGGCCGAUGAGAAGCGGGUCCGCGAGGCGGCCAAUGUCCAGCUGCUCAACGCUAAUGUCGAGGCGCACAUGAAGUUGAUUUUGCGCCCAUAUUAUGCUUAAAACCCAAUCGCUUUUUUAAAUCUCAAUUCAAUCAUUUAGUUUUUUUUGUUUUUCCCGAAUUGAGGUUUAUUUUUGACUUUGCUUUCAAUCCUUAAUUUCAUGAUUACUUGAUUUAGAUUUACUUAUUAAUUGGUCCCUAAUUUCUGAUACAAUUUAAUUACUAACCCUUUUGUUUGACUUACGGUAUAAUUGUUUUCUUGAGUUGUAAUUCAAUAUGAAUUACAAUUUGACUUUUUAAAUAAUUCUUUAAUUACUAAUUUACCAAAAAAAUUACAAAAUAAUUAAAAUUAGUCUUAAUUCCUGAUUUCUUAAGUAAGGCCACAAA
Messenger RNA from Medioppia subpectinata, 3343 nucleotides. Lineage: Eukaryota; Metazoa; Arthropoda; Arachnida; Sarcoptiformes; Oppiidae. The record is from the annotation of a GenBank genome assembly.